AUGUAAAAUCAAAAAAUUAAAAUCCUUUCUAAUACUGCAGCCUAACCUUAACAAAAUAAAAUCAAAAUUUUACCAGAUAUCAAAGUUGAUCAAGAUGUAUUUUUAAAUAUUUAUUUCUUAGAGACAACCAUUUUUUUCUAGUCUGUUAGAUGAGACAUUAAUGACUAUUUUAACAAAUGGAAAUAAAUAUAAUUUAUUUGCUUAUAUGGACAAAGAUGUGGUUAUAGAAUAAUUUUGGAAUUUUGAAUUUGAGGGCUAAAAUGUUUUUAAAGGAAAGAAAAUUAGUGGUAAGGCUAAUUUAUAAAUAUUAGGUGUUUUAAAAUUUUAACCAGAUCAUCCUGCAAGACCUCCAAAAUUCUAUUUUAAUCCUGUACAAUCAAAUGGUUAAGUCGAUUAAGUAAUCUAGCAUGAAAAUAUUUAUGGGGGUAAAAAUUUAUUUCUUUGUAGAUCAUUCAUUAUGCAUUCCAAUGUUGAACGAUUAAGUUUGGAAUCAAAGCAAUAUUCCUUAUGAUAUUUUACAAGCAAUUGAACAUAUAUUUGCGAAUCCAAAUUGGGUAGAAGGUUCAGAUGCGCCUGCUAAUCCUAUAUUUUCUUCUAAAUCAGAAUAAGAGAAAAAGCAAAUUUAACUAAAGCAGGCAAAAUUCUUACCUGAUUUUAAAUUAAAUAGUGAAUGAUUCAAGCAAUCAUAUAAAUAUUAUACAUAGAUGUGU
Paramecium sonneborni is the source of this 710-nucleotide messenger RNA. Lineage: Eukaryota; Ciliophora; Oligohymenophorea; Peniculida; Parameciidae. The record is from the annotation of a GenBank genome assembly.